UUUCUAUCUGGUUUCAGGUUUCAGUCCGUUUUGUUGUCGUAUAAGUCACAUUUACACACUAAGUUGUUUUUAAACCAAAUUUUUAGUUCCGCAAAUCGAGAUGUUACGAGAUACGCGGAACAUCCUCCACGCGGAACUUUGUGACGAGUGAAACUCGAGCGCUGAACCACUGAGUAAUCACGCUCGAAAUUAAGAUCAUAACAUCUCUCUUUAUUAAAUGGUGAUUAUUGGUGCCAUGGAGAGAAGGAUAAAACUAAAAACCUUAAACAGUCACAUAACAUGCAAAAUAUGUCGUGGAUAUUUAAUAGAUGCUACCACUGUCACAGAAUGUUUACAUACAUUCUGCAAAAGUUGUUUGGUAAAGCAUCUGGAAGAUAAACAUACUUGUCCAACAUGUCAAAUUGUCAUCCAUCAGUCGCAUCCUCUUCAGUAUAUCAGCUUUGACAGAACUAUGCAGGAUAUUGUCUACAAAUUAGUUCCUGAUCUUCAAGAAAAUGAAAUCAAAAGAGAAAGAGAAUUUUACAGAGCCAGAGGUUUGGCUUGUCCCAAAGACAUAUUACCUAAUGCCGCUGAGAUUGAAGAAGAAAGGGCCAAUGCAGAUGCACAUGCAGAAUCAGAUUAUCAUCGUACUGACGAACAGGUUAACGUAUGUUUGGAAUGUAUGAAUGCCAGUUUGAAGACUUUGAAAAGGAGAUUUAUCAGAUGUUCAGCUCAAGCUACAAUAACACAUAUGAAAAAGUUUAUUGCUAAGAAGGUUUUGAGCGGCAUGGAAAAAUAUAGGGAUAUCGAUAUUUUGUGCAAUAACGAGUUAUUAGGUAAGGACCAUACAUUGAAGUUUGUUUAUGUGACGAGAUGGAGGUUCCGGGACCCACCUUUGAGGUUACAAUAUAGAUCGCACAUAGAUAUGCAAGAUUAAUCUUUCUACAUUUGAGAUAUAUAAAAAAAAAGAUCAUGCAGAAUCUGCCCCUACAUUUGUACAAUUUUCUAGUUAUAUUCUUAUCUUAACUAUCAUAGUAUUUAUUUCUAUGUUUAUCUGCCCAGCAUUUAUGUCGAGUUUUAAUAAGAUGAUUUAGAUUAUUCAAAGCAGAAUGAUAUACCGAUUUAGAGAUGUAUUAUUUGAUAUUAAUAAUAGCGGCAUUCUCUCUUUGUUAUGAAUAUCAAUGAACGCUGUUAUUAAUAAUCGAAGAUUGUUUUUGUCAUAUGAUCAAUCUUUAUCAUAUCGAAUUACGAGUUAUAGCUUAAAAUCUCCAUUUAUUCUUAGAGCACGAGAUUUUUAUUAGCACGAAACAAUGUUUAAUUGUGGCACAUAAAAAGAUCAUCUUAAGAGAAAAGGAAAUCUGUAUUUCUAAUAUGCGGUGAUAUGCACACAAGUCUUUCUUUGUAAAUAUUCCGUUACCACCGCAUUGUGUAUAGAUUCUGGGCUUUCAGUUCGACGAACGUGCCCACAAUCUUUUCUCCUAAAAUGCAAAAAAUGCUGUUUGCAAUUUACGACAAAACAAAACCACAGAUCCUCAUUUUUUGAGAAGAUAAAUUUGUUUUUUAUAUAUGCAUACCCAUUUGUAUAUACAGAAUAUUUUUGACAGAACUUGAACAUACACAACAUAUUGUGCAAGCUUUGUACUAGAUAAAAAAAGAAAUCGGAUCUGAAUAGUCGGAUCUUUUUAACUUUAUAUGUUUAUGCGCCGUACAUAUUCUAAUCGCGUUUCAAGUUUCGCUCAACACCGGUUUGCAAUUGAAAGAAACAAAGUAUUUGAUGGCGAUAUAUUUUCUAGAAACUUGUCAUUGAAAACAUCGUGUUGAGCGAAAUAUGUGACGCUUGUGGCUUGUAGUAAAUAAUGUUGUUUCAUCUGACAUAUAUUAACUUUUAGAAACCGGGAAAUUGAAAUUUUUUGACUUUGGUUGAGUUAGCUGAAACUAGUCUUAGUUUCUUUAAAUUCCUAGUUCAGCAUUAUUAUAAUAUACAUUUAAAAGUUUAAAGAAUGAAAAAUUUGUCAAAAAAUUUAUCCGGUUUCUAAAGGUUGAAAAAAAAAAACCGAUGUGAUUGUAUAUAAAUAUUAGAGAAAAUUUUGAGCACACAAAAUUUGCCGAGUAGCGGCAUCGCAAGAAUAUUAGAGCUUGUACAUUGUACACUGUGUAUAUGUGCGCAUCUCUAAAUUAUUAAAUAAAUAUGUUUUGUACAGUAUA
Cataglyphis hispanica is the source of this 2184-nucleotide messenger RNA. It is a transcript of the gene l(3)73Ah, whose product is annotated as polycomb group RING finger protein 3. Gene Ontology annotation, cellular component: PRC1 complex. Gene Ontology annotation, biological process: regulation of transcription by RNA polymerase II. The transcript is spliced from 5 exons. The record is from RefSeq and is a predicted model, not a curated record. Lineage: Eukaryota; Metazoa; Arthropoda; Insecta; Hymenoptera; Formicidae. Bases 218 to 916 code for a protein of 232 amino acids.